Messenger RNA from Coregonus sp. 'balchen', 10456 nucleotides. NCBI's taxonomy places the organism in Eukaryota, Metazoa, Chordata, Actinopteri, Salmoniformes, Salmonidae. The record is from the annotation of a GenBank genome assembly.
UAGCCAGGCGGCUGAAAUGUGAGAGGUCACAAUGGGAGGAUAAAUAGUGGCCCAGGCAAGCCAGGAGGUUGUCGCAAACUUCAGUUGGAUCUUCUCCCCUCUCUUCUCCCAGCUCUCCUACAACCCUCCAAGGUAAACGAAUCUAAUCAUAUCUUAAUAAGACAAAAUUAUGUAUUUUUUUAUUUUUAUCUAGGAUAGCAAAUGUUAUUGAGGCUCUGGGUGAUUGUACAUUAUAUUUUAAUAUAUUGCUUAUGCAGUAUGAGUGUGAUAUAGAAUUGAAAGAGCACUGCAAACAUCGUCUGCUGGCAUUACAAAACUUCUAUUAGACUGCAAGUGCAAAUGCCAGAGUAGAAUUUUCAGAAGCGUUGUUGUUAUAAUACAAUCAAUGGUGCAUCAAUGCUAAUAAAAUUAUUACGCAUGCAUUAGACACAUCUCUAUCCUCAAAACAUUCAUACAAGAUUCAUCUCUUAAAUGCUCACUCAAGUGAGCAUACCAUAAUGUUGCUUUGCUACAUUAGGUAUCAUUGCUUAAUUGCUUUACGCUAGCCUCCUUAGACCAAAAAAGUGGAGACAACUUGACCCACUUAUAGCUUUUACUCACGCUGUACACUUUUAACUCAGCCUAUAGUGUACUUAUUAACUGUACUGUACUACAAAUACUCCACAGAAUGAAUUCUCUAUACAGCUCUAUCAAAUAAAAUAAAAGUUUAUUGGUCUUAGUUCUGACACCACCACACUGAGUUAGCAACUGAACGGGGCUGCACACAUGCACACACAGUACUUUUUACAUAACCACUUACAUAUGUUUCAAUGUUUAUAUUUAGUUUGACCUUUUUGAUUGAGUUGUUCUGUAACAAGACAGGGGUUGGAUAAAGGAGGUAAAGUGUGAGUGGUGGAGGGGAGGGGAGAGGAGGUGGAUCAUCCAAGGGAAAGGUCAGGGUUAAGAGAGACUAGAAAAUCUAAAAGGUCAUUCACAUGCCUGUCAUGGCUGUGGGGACACCUGCUGCAAUAGAUACCAGAGCUUAACAACGACAGUCACACAGCACUCUCAAAUGGACAGACAGACAGACAACCACAGCUACAUAAAACACUCAAACAGACCUACAGACAGACAACGACAGUCAUAUUGCUCUCUCAAACAGACAGACAGAAUAUGGGCAUGUUAAGCUUACAUAUUACAAAAAAGGAAGAUAGACAGACACACUGACAAAAAGAGGAACAUUCGAAAAGACACACAGACAAUCACCCAAAUGGACGGUCUUCACUAGUUACCACAGCCACAAAAUCAGAAGGCACGCCUACUCGACCAAUCAGAUGAGGGAGUGUGAUGACACAUAUGCCGACUGGCUUGCAGGGGCAGACGAGAGACAUGCAUUUAUUUUAUCUAUUGAUCCAUCAAUGGCUUGGUUAUUUAUUAGAUAUAGUAAAACCAACCGUUAUAAAUGCAAAAUGUUAAUCGGAUGUCUUAUUCAAACUCAGCUUUCAAGCUUAGCAUGAUGUUUGCCCUUAAUCAUAGUUGCUUGUCUUAACCCAAAAUAGGUUUACUCAAAAAUAUGUAUUGGUUUUAAAAUGGCGUAUAGACACACAAAUUCGCACAUCUUGAGCUUAGAUUUUUUUUCUUCAAAAUCCACAAGUAAAACGUAGACAGUUUCACAGAAAUGUUUACGGAUUUUUAAAAAAAUAGAAAUUGGCAGAUUUUUUUCGAUGAUUUAAGAUUAAAACUUCAACCCUGUUACUUUAUUUGGCACCUAGUCAAUUACUAUAGUCAUUUAUUUAUUUAACUUAACAUAGCCUUGCAGUCCACCUUUUUGGUAUUUGGUGAGUUUCCAUCUCUGUACAAAGGCAUCAAAUCAAAUCAAAAUGUAUUUGCCACAUGUGCCGAAUACAACAGUGAAAUGCUUACUUACAAGUCCUUAACCAACAACGCAGUUUUAAGAAAAAUAAGUGUUAAGUAAAGAAAUAGAUAAGUAAAAAUACAAAAAAAAUAGAUAAUUAAAGAGCAGCAGUAAAAUAAAAUAACAGUAGGGAGGCUAUAUACAGUGGGUACCGGUACAGAGUCAAUGUACGGGGGCACAUGGUCUUCAGGCUAUGGAAGAUGCAUCAAUGAAUGUAGGCCUACUCAAUGGCAAUCACUGAAUGUCAUUAGGCACAGUUUCUGGUGUUUUGUAACAUCUGAUUGUCAAACAAAUCACUUAAAAAAGUAGGCUACCUGUGCAUGUUUGGUCCACUCCAAAAUAAUUCCAGCAUCCAAACUGCAUGUAUAGGCCUACUCGUGACAUUUGAUGAAUGGAAAUAGCCAUCUGUUACGAAACACCAAAAACUGUGCCUAAUGACAUUCAGUGAUUGCCAUUGAGUAGGCCUACAUUCAUUGAUGCAUCCUGCUGACAAAUUGACCUUUUAGUAGCCUGAAAUGGGGAUGAAACUGUCCCGGGAAAAACAGGACUGAAACUGUCCCGGGAAAAACUGGAUGGUCACCCUAACACACAGGGUCAACUUACUAGACUAGGCUACAAUGUGUAUUACCAUGAACUUUCAAAUUGGCCUACCAAUAGUGGGUGUAGGCCUAGUGUUAAAAAAAAAAAUAGGUGGGUAAAGUCUGAUUUCCAUUCGUGGUGAAAAAUUGUAAUGCUCCCUAUACUUUCAAUGCAUUUUUUUAGAAAGGUGGGUAACAUUUACAUUUACAUUUUAGUCAUUUAGCAGACGCUCUUAUCCAGAGCGACUUCCAGUUAGUGAGUGCAUAAAUGUUUCAUACUGUAGAAUAAGAACUCACAUCAGCUCUAUUCAUGGCAUUUCUAUCCACUAGGCCUAUAUCACUGCCAGUAGCCUACCCUCUCAGCCGAGGCAAUUUUAAACACAUGAACACAUGCAGAAUAUCUAGCCUAUAUUCAAUAUAAUACAUGAGUUGAAUCAAAACAUGUUUUGCACCCUAGUUCAUGAGUUGUCCAUAAUUCAUGAAUUAAUGCUUGGAGUUUUCACAGAUCGUGUAAUAUAAAACCUUACCUUUCUUUCCUUACAUUAAUGACAUUUAUGACAGUGUUAUUUGUAAUUAUUAAGCAUUUAACAAUUGAAUUUGAACAUUGAACUUAAACCCUGUACAAAUCAUGGAUCUAGGAAAUCUUGGAAAAUGCACUGUAAAUGUAACUAUGCCUAUGUAACAUUUUAUUAUGUUUCGCCGUGAAAACAGUUCUCAUGGGCACAAAAAUCCAAAAUAAUGUAGGCCUACGAAAUUGCAAAAUCAAGUGCCUCCAAACAAAAAAGUAAACUAUAGGCCUACUGACAUUAAGGUAUACUUGUUGGAUGGAUUGGAUGUGCAUUGGUGUCUAGCUGUAGGUUAGUUGUCUAGUGAUAUUGUCGACCAUCAUCAGCUGAUCCAGGAAAGAAAACAAACAUUGAUAGAAAAUAAUAAAGCUAACUAAAUGGUCUACUACUUCUGGCCACGGACGGCACGGAGAACACCAGUAGGCCUGCCCGCAUACACCUGAAAAACAAAGCAAUGAGCGCUCUAAACAGCUGACUGACAAAAGCAAACAAUGAUAAAUAAACGGAUAAAUCUAAUGCAUUGGAGUAAAGGCUAUUUUGUUUAUCAAGGACACAUGGUAAACAAAUGGCGAAAAUGAGGAAGUACAAUGGCAAAUCUAUGCGUAAAGGAGCUCAGCCGAGGCCAAAAUUCAACACUACUGGAUAGACAGUUCUGCCACAUAGAAAUAAAUGGUUUAAACCAAAACAGAGAGGUGGGGGUGUUCGUUUCAUUGGAAUAUUUUAUUGUCAUAUUUACCACUGCAUUUGAAACAAAUACGAGAAUGGUUAAAUUAGCAUUAUUUAGAGACCCUCCCUGAAGUAUGACUUUUGCUGCAUUUAGGGGAGCUGUCUCACAAGUUGCAAUUUCGAAAUUUGUUUGUGCAUCAGCAGUUUUUUUCUUGUUAUGUCAGUCACUGACAGUCACUCAAUUAGCCAUGUCAGCAAAAAAUAUAUAUUAUUGGUAAAUUAAUCUAGCCAGCUAUCUAAACUUGUAGUAAUCAUGGGCGAAUAUCGACUGGGCACGCAGGACACGUUCCCAGGGGCCCUGACAUCCAAGGGGCUCCCAUUGAUUUUGUCAGUCACUCUCAAUCAGAUAUCAUAUUAAAUAAUUAUUAUUAUUAACAUGGCAAAAUGUGUAGAUUGCAGGAAAUUAGCUUUAAAACUGUAAAGAUGUCUCUCCACGCCAUGGCAAAAUGUGUAGAAUUGCAUGACAUUUUGUCAAAUGUCAAAUGCUGCGAGGUGUGGGGGCCGCCGACCAAAUAUCUACCACUUAUCUGUGUCUGUAUGCACUUUUAUGUAUCUCAAUCACUCUCUCUCUCCUCAGAACACCUCAUGUUAACCAGUGUCUCCCCCCUUUUCUCUUCCUUUAGUCAAGAUGCCUCACGCAUUCCCCUUCCUCACUCCUGACCAGAAGAAGGAGCUUAGUGACAUCGCUCUCAAGAUCGUCGCCAAGGGCAAGGGAAUCCUCGCAGCUGAUGAGUCUACUGGUACGCAGAGCAAACACUGGUUGGACACACAAUGUACACACAGACCCACACCUAUGGAAUGAAAAGGCACACAUGCAAAGACAUAUUCAUAAUCAGAGCAACAACAUUGUCACAAGGGGUUUGUUUUUUCACCUUAUUAUAACUUCUCCAAAACAUUCCAUUAGAACCACAAGUAAAAAUAAAAAUAAACAUUUUGCAUUCAAAAAAAAGACCUGGAGCAAUUUGAGGAUGAAAUAAAAAAUCAAAUCAAAUUUUAUUGGUAACAUACACAUUAUUCAUUUUUUUGCAGAUGUUAUUGCGGGUGUAGCGAAAUGCUUGUGUUCCUAGCUCCAACAGUGCAGUAGUUUCUAACAAUUCACAACAAUACACAAAAAAAUCUACAAGUAAAAGAAUGGAAUUAAGAAAUAUAUUAAUAUUAGGACGAGCAAUGUCGGAGUGGCAUUGACUAAAAUACAGUAGAAUAGAAUACAGUAUAUAUAUAUAUAUAUAUGAGAAGAGUAAAGCAGUAUGUAAACAUUAUUAAAGUGACUAGUGUUCAAUUAUUAAAGUGGCCAGUGAUUCCAUGUCUAUGUACAUAGGGCAGCAACCUCUAAGGUGCAGGGUUGAGUAACCGGGUGGUAGCCGGCUAGUGAUGGCUAUUUAACAGUCUGAUGGCCUUGAAAUAGAAGCUGUUUUUCAGUCUCUCUGUCCCAGCUUUGAUGCACCUGUACUGACCUUGCCUUCUGGAUGAUAGCAGGGUUAACAGGCCGUGGCUAGGGUGGUUGAUGUCCUUGAUGAUCUGUGACAUCGGGUGCUGUAGGUGUCCUGGAGGGCAGGCAGUGUGCUCCCAGUGAUGCUUUGGGCAAACCAAAUAGAGCAAACCAAAUAGAGUAAAUCUGUAAAACGACUAUAAUAAACUAAUGGCCAGAUUCUCACCAAAUUCACUAAACAGGUGCCUCACAAACCCAACAACAAACAAGGCCUACCUUGGUUCAAUGACACUCUAUGGCAACUUAUGAAGAAGAGAGAUGCUGCUCUGAAACAGUCUCUAAAAUCUGUCCUAGAUGUUGACCGACUAGUCUAUAAAGGACUGAGAAACAAAGUGACAAUGAGCCUCAGGAAAGCCAAAGCCAAUUUAUUUCUCAAUAUCAUUAAUGAGGCAAAAAUGGAACAGCAAGGUCAUAUGGAAAAAUAUUAACAAACUCACUGGGAAGGGUCAUGCCAAGUCUGGUGAACUACAACUGAAAGUCAAUGGAAAGCUUCAAGACAACAGCUAAGUCAUUGCAACCACCUUUAAUGACUAUUUUAUUGACUCAGUCCAAGAGCUGGGCCAAAAGUUUAACCCAAGAGUCCUAUCCAUGAUCCCCAGCAGCGAUAGCCAUACCAGUUGUUAUUUGGAGUCCACUAGUGAGGAAAAGGUCAAGAAAGUCCUCUCCUCACUUUCAAACUCUAAAGCAAAGGAUGUGUAUGGUCUUGAUACUGUAUUUUAAAAAAAUGACAGAGACAGCCUAGCCACCCCAUUUACCCAGAUAAUCAACUUAUCAAUGCAAGAAAGUUCAUUCCCAAAGGCAUGGAAGACUGCCAUCGUGACCCAUGUACAUAAAUCUGGAGACCAGCAGGAAGUGAGCAACUACAGGCCUAUCAGUAUACUCCCUGUCAUCUCUAAGGUUGCUGAAAACGUUGUACUGGAACAGCUCACAGCACACCUGAACACAAGGACUGUCUCCCUUCACCCAAUCAGUUUGGGUUUAGGGUGAACCACUCAACAGAGACAGCAUAUUUCUAUCUCCUAGAGACGAUCAAGGCCAAGCUGGAUACAGGGGGCGUGGUAGGGGCGGUCUUCCUCGACAUGCGGAAGGUGUUUGACACCGUCAAGCAUAAUGUCCUUCUCUCCAAACUCUCCUGGUUCAACCUCUCGCAAAGUGCUCUUCACUGGAUGGAGUCCUACCUAGCCGACUGGGUCCAGUGUGUCCGGAUAAACGAUGUCCUGUCACCACUAAGGAGGUGCACCAUGGGAGUGCCCCAUGGGUCCAUCCUUGGGUCCCUGUUAUUCAGUCUAUACAUCAAUGACCUUCCUUUUGUGUACCAGGGAGUGGAGAUGUAUGCCGACGACACCGUCACACCCAUGGAGUGCUGAGCAAUGGCUUCCAAGUUAUCAUCUGUUAUUUCUUAAGAGUCUAUUGAGUCUAUUGACGCACAUGAUGGUGAUGUCUGUGUUGCUCUCCAACCCCCACAAGUGUCACGGGACUCGUCUGAAGGUAACCCAUUCAAAUGAAUGGAAGAUGGAGAUAGUUUUGUGCCAACAAAAAUAAGGGGUUAAAUAUGUGUCCAAAAAAACAAUAAUAUUACCUGAUCUUUCUUAUAUCUCCUAGAUAUAGGACAGACACUUCAAAACCUUAUUCCUUAUCAUUCAUUUUGUGACUGUCUUUUUUGCCAUUUAUGAAUGUGUUAUUCAUUGCGUUUCUAUGGGCUACAGUAGUAAAGGACAAAUUCAAUACUUUAUCAAAUAAUGUUUUUAUAUUUGUUUUUAUAACUAAAGGGGUCCUAAAAUUCUAAAUCAAAUAGCUAAAUGAUCCAUGGUACAGAUGGAAAGUAGCUAUUAGCUAAAUAUGGUGCGACACAUAAUUUCUCAGUGCUCUGAGGCCUAUGUUUUGUUGUGCAUUGUCCCUGCCAAAUAAACUUAAUAAAAUAAAAACAAUACCACAUUUCAACUUUAAAUGCUACUUCCAAUAAGCCACCAUUCCAUAGUUCAGUUCAAGUUAAUUUCAUUUCAUUCACAUGGCUAAGGACAAUUGAACUACUAAAUUGUGCAAAUUCGGAAUUCAGUUUAACCACAGAGAUAUAGCAUAAUGCUCUAUUUCAUUCUGUGAAUCUAAUCCUCACUCCCUCUCUCACUUUCCCCCCAACAGGCAGCGUUGCCAAGCGCUUCCAGAGCAUCAACGCUGAGAACACAGAGGAGAACAGGAGGCUGUACCGCCAGCUCCUCUUCACCGCCGACGAGCGCGCCGGUCCUUGCAUUGGUGGCGUCAUCUUCUUCCACGAAACCCUGUACCAGAAGACCGAUGCCGGCAAGACCUUCCCCGAGCACGUCAAGUCCAGAGGCUGGGUUGUAGGCAUCAAGGUUGACAAAGGUGUCGUCCCCCUUGCCGGAACCAACGGAGAGACCACCACCCAGGGUAAAGAGGAAGAAUAGAAAAUCUAUGGGAUUCACAACUAAUAUAAAUACAUACAAUCAAUCAAUACAACAUACAAUCAAUCACAUUUGUUUAUAAAGUCACAAUAUGCUUGAAUAGUAUUCCAACCUAGAUACAAUACACACAUACAAUACAAUACCCUCACAUAAUACCCUCCUAUACUCAUCUCUUUUUUCUGUCCCUGCCUCAAUCCCUUUCUCCCUCAGGUUUGGAUGGCCUGUAUGAGCGUUGCGCCCAGUAUAAGAAGGACGGUUGCGACUUCGCCAAGUGGCGUUGUGUGCUGAAGAUCACCUCCACCACCCCCUCCCGCCUGGCCAUCAUGGAGAAUUGCAAUGUCCUGGCCCGUUAUGCCAGCAUCUGCCAGAUGGUAAGAAUCACAUAGAAAAUACCCUUUCUCAAGGUCUCAGUGGUCUUGUUAGUUCAUUAGCUCAAGUAGUCAAAACAGUGUCAACAAUGGCAAGUUUGUGGGUUCAAUUCCCAUAUGGGCCACAAGUUACCUUCGAAUCAUUGACUCUCUGUAUACGUGUGGGUUACACUAUAUUAACAUUCAUGAAAUAAGCCAUUAUAAAUGUAUUAAAUGCUUAUAAAUUCUUCAGAAAUUAUUACAAAUAUUAUAAAUGCAUACCUAAAAGUGUUAUUAAAAGUGUAUAAAGUAGUACCAGACCAGGCAACACUUUAGUUUUUUGAAAGAUAUGAACGCUACAGUAUGUUCUGUCAUGAGUAAGGUAUAGCAGAUUUUCUGGUGUGUGUCCGGGCUCACUUGGUGACUCAGUGGGUAGCGCUAUCAGUGAGAUAUUAAGAUCAAUGAAUAGAGCUAUGUGUUUCCAAAUGCUCAGUUAAACAUGAGACUAGUAAAUAACAGUCCCUUCUGAUCUCUUCACAACCAUAGUUCAGGGACAUCAGUUUAGCCAGGACUGCUCACUGUUAUGUGUCCAGUAAUCCUAGGAAAACAACACACACAUAUCACAAAUCACACAUUGGAAAAUCACAAUAUCUUAAAACACCGUUUUUCUCUGUUAGUUUUUAUUGAAAAGAUAGCUGUAGAGGGAUAGACAGGAACGAUGGGAGAAGAGCCACCAUUAAAGUCUCACUGUUCUGACUGUUAACUGUCAUGAUCAAGAACAUGCUCUGUUGGCUAAAAGUGUAUUUUAGUACUCAUGACCUCUGCCCUCUUCUAGCACGGCAUUGUCCCCAUUGUUGAGCCCGAGAUCCUCCCCGACGGUGACCAUGACCUGAAGCGCACCCAGUACGUGACUGAGAAGGUCCUGGCCGCAAUGUACAAGGCUCUGUCCGACCAUCACGUCUACCUGGAGGGUACCCUCCUGAAGCCCAACAUGGUCACCGCCGGACACUCCUGCUCACACAAGUACACCCACCAGGACAUCGCCAUGGCCACCAUCACCGCCCUGCGCCGCACCGUGCCCCCAGCAGUCCCCGGUGAGCGGCCAACAACACACUGAAAACAGCCCAAUAUACAGUAAAGCACGAUACACUUAUACAUUUCUAAACUUCCAGCUUCAUCCACUCACACUCAAUGUUAUCACACGUUUUCACAAACACAAACUCACCCUCCAUGACUAUGGCACUUACACAUAGUGUGUAGUUACAUUAUUACAUACAGUAUUUUAUUAUAUAUUUCACAUACAGUUCUAGACACACACCAAUUUGUUGAUGUAUCUUCUUUAAGUAGAUAAAAUAGAAAGUAGUAAAAAGUAGUAAAAAGUAGUAAAAUAACCCCUCUUCUUCCCCGCUUCACCCACAGGCAUCACCUUCCUGUCCGGUGGCCAGUCUGAGGAGGAAGCCUCCAUCAACCUGAAUGUCAUGAACCAGUGCCCCCUGCACAGGCCAUGGGCCAUUACUUUCUCCUAUGGCCGUGCCCUCCAGGCAUCCGCCCUGAAGGCAUGGGGUGGCAAGCCCGCGAAUGGCAAGGCUGCCCAGGAGGAGUUCAUCAAGAGAGCUCUGGUACAAAUAACCAAAUAUAUUUUUUCAAUUUAUUUUCAUAUAUUUCACAUAUAUUACAUAUGUGAUUGUCAUAUAUUUUGCUUAUAUUUCAUAUGUGAUUAUUAAUGGCUGUAUAGAAGCCACAUCCCACUGGGCACAGACGUCAAAUCAAUGUCUAUUUCAUGUUGGUUCAACGUAAUUGAAAUGACGUGGAAACAACAUUGAUUCAACCAGUGUGUGCCCAGUGGGAUAUUUAUAGUAUGGAUGUAUAGGAAGCCACAGUAUAUUCCGCACUUAGAAAAUAUCAGCAGAAAACAAGUUUAUAUUGUUCUUAUAUUGCGUUUCUUUCCUUCCACAGGCCAACAGCCUGGCCUGCCAAGGCAAGUAUGUUUCUUCCGGAGACAGCGCCGCUGCUGGAGAAUCACUGUUCGUGGCCAACCACGCUUAUUAAGCAUGGACACUCAUCAGCAUCCCUCUCCUAACCCUCCCCCCACCUUCCCGUCUCCUCCACUCCCCUCCCCCACCAUGGGGAGUGCCAUGUCAUUUCUGGCACCUCCUAAGAAGCCGUCUCUACUUGACCCUCUGCGACACCACUCGUUCGGUACCUCGAUUCGGAAAAAAGAAACGCAAACCUUUCUUUGGACUCUUGCUUCAGAGAGAAGAUUCAAUUAAAGUCCUGCCUCCAUUCCCUCUCCCUUUUACAGCUUUUUUUUUUAAGGUAAAAUGAUUCCCAUCGUCAUGUUUUUACAUAACAUGUAACAUUAUUCCUUGGUCUGUAACACCUAACUCUGUGUAAUGUUUGUACUGGAGCCUUGGAAUAAAGUAUUUUAUCCACAAA